Amphimedon queenslandica is the source of this 1241-nucleotide messenger RNA. RefSeq lists its product as uncharacterized. The record is from RefSeq and is a predicted model, not a curated record. The transcript has 8 exons. Gene Ontology annotation, molecular function: protein binding. NCBI's taxonomy places the organism in Eukaryota, Metazoa, Porifera, Demospongiae, Haplosclerida, Niphatidae. Bases 454 to 1230 code for a protein of 258 amino acids.
UUUGCUGGCAUCUUGGUGGUAAGAAUAUACAUGUACAUGGUGUAAUGGAGAAAAUGGAAAACAAAAAUCUGAAUAAUUCUGCAGUUGACAUUCCAGGCUAAAGAAAGAGUCAGUUCAAGGCAAUAUUGGUUAGGUUUGCCAGUCAAACCAAUACCAUUGAUGUGAGCAGCGACUCUUCAAGACUAGCAGCUGGUGCAAGGCUUCGUCAAGUUGUGAUUAUACAGUUAAGAUAUGGUCAACAGAGAGUAAGGUUAUUGUUCAUUGGUCGAUGUUUUUCCUAAAACCAACGAUAUUAUAUUUGCCUCAACACUUUGUUGGUUCUCAUGGCAACCAGGCCAAGGACAGGUUAUUGCUGUGCCUGUUGGUAAUGGUGUGAGACUGUUAAAGAGAGAGAGCUGGAACUGCAUUCAAACAAUCAAUGCAAGAUGGAAGGAAUGAAAAGUUGAUCAUGUGAUGUGUUGGUCUCCAUUUGGGACAAUGUUUGCUGUGGGCAGUUCUGAUGGACGUAUCUCAAUAUAUGGAGGAUGGCCUCAACCUUUACUCAUCUCAAGGCACGGUGUUGGGUCUCAUGUUGUCUCCUCAUUGUGUUGGGAUCCAAAGACUAAAGACUCAUUCCAUCCUCUUCUCUUCUCCUCUUCAUCUGGUCACAUUGGGGCCUUACCCCACCACUGGGUCUAUCCUCAGCGAGAGAAGGAGGGAGGGAAGGAGAGUAUAGCUGGAACUAACAAUACUGCACCAGCUAACACAGGAAAGGCUCCAGCAGCUGAACCUGAUGAUCCUUUGUUUGAUGAUAGUCUUUUAUUAGAAGGUAUACCUCCUGAUAGUAUAUUCAAUGAUGAAGAAGAUGCUCAAAAACUUGCUAACUGUAGACCUGCCCCCUCUCACUCCCCUCCGCCCCUCCCUCCUCCUGUCACGACAAGAACGACCAAUCAGAUUAGCGAUAAGCAUAUCCAUGACGACGACAGUGAAGUAGCUCCGCCCACUAAAAGACGGAAUGUUGUUUUGAGUGACACUGAGGAGGAGAGACUGGAUCCUUUGUCUCCUGUGAUAUCAUCUACUAUUGAUACUGGACUCCUCCUCCUCUUGUUUCCUCUCUCCUCCCUCCUCCUCCUCCUCUUGAACACUAUCAUGAGAUAUUCCAACCAUCAGCCACUCCCAGUCACCUCACCAAUCGCUUCAUGGUAUACUAAUACAUGUACAUGUACACUAAUGCAUGUACAUGUACACUAAUACAUGUACAU